AUGGGUCUUAAGUUCUUGGCGCUGAGAUCACCAAAGAGUUUCAAGGACGCUGCAGUGGACCCCAUACAAGACUAUUUAACUUCGCCACUGAACUGGUCGUUGGAGUUCAACAGACUCGAGAUUGAGAUAAUAGAGCUGUGGCAUGAUUGCAACGUUUCCAUGGCACACAGAAGUUACUUCUUCCUUCUCUUCAGAGGAGAUCAGAAAGAUUGCUUGUACAUGGAAGUAGAACUCCGGAGGCUCAAGUACAUCAGAGAAACCUUUACCAACAAUACCAAAACCAUCGAAAACGGACGCACUCUUACAUCAAUGUCCAGCUUGAGGGCGUUGAACAGGGAGAGGUACAAGCUGAGUCAGCUGAUGCAGAAGAAACUGAGCAAAGAAGAGAGAGAGAACCUGUUCUUGAGAUGGGGAAUUGGGCUGAACACGAAGCACAGGAGGCUUCAGCUGGCGCAUCGUCUAUGGUCAGAGAACAAAGACAUGGAGCAUGUCCGAGAGAGCGCCUCGGUUGUGGGGAAGCUGAUGGGGUUCGUUGACAUGGAUUUGGCGUCAAAGGAGAUGUAUGGCCUCAACUUCUCUAUUAAACCCCGUCCCAAAAAAUCAAGCCUGUGGAAACGGAGCGUUUUGUCGCUCUCUACAUUGUAAUUAAAGAGAAAAAAGGGGUCAGAUAUCAGAAAUCCAAUUGAUUCAGUUGAAAGUGGUGUAGCUUCUAAGUGAGAGGUACACUCGCAAAUGUCAAUUUUGAUUUGGGUCUGAGACUGAGAGUCAGUGAUCUGAAAUGUAACUUCAAAAUGCCAAUUCGCUAAAAAUGUGUUGACAUUUG
This is a messenger RNA of Brassica oleracea var. oleracea, 823 nucleotides long. Its product is annotated as kinesin-like protein NACK1. The transcript has 2 exons. Bases 1 to 645 code for a protein of 214 amino acids. Lineage: Eukaryota; Viridiplantae; Streptophyta; Magnoliopsida; Brassicales; Brassicaceae. Gene Ontology annotation, molecular function: microtubule motor activity. Gene Ontology annotation, biological process: microtubule-based movement. The record is from RefSeq and is a predicted model, not a curated record.